Molecule: messenger RNA, 3357 nt
Organism: Selaginella moellendorffii
Lineage: Eukaryota; Viridiplantae; Streptophyta; Lycopodiopsida; Selaginellales; Selaginellaceae
Product: growth-regulating factor 6
Exons: 3
Coding region: 657-3221 (854 amino acids)
Biological process (GO): developmental process; DNA-templated transcription; regulation of DNA-templated transcription
Cellular component (GO): nucleus
Molecular function (GO): ATP binding
Source: RefSeq, a predicted model, not a curated record
UUUUGUCUGCCUGAUGUGUGUGAGGUGAGAAGCAGCCACCUUUUAGAGCACUCGACAGUACUUCUUACCUCCACUCUUACACGUAGAUAGAUAUCUCUGGAUGGCUGCUGCUGCGCACUGCGUCAAAGUCGACCACUGCUCCAAUUCAGCUUGAUUUCUCUCCCAGUCCGCUCCCCCUUGUUCUCUUCCUUUCUCCGCUGCCGCUGCGGAGCCUGAGCACUGGCAAUCGAGCAGCACUGGAAUGAGAACUCGCCAGAAGAAAGUUAAGAUCAAAGAUCGCAGCGUUUCAGCACCGGCAAUAUAUAUGUUUGUGCAGCAAGCCACUGCGGCUUGAUUGCAUUGCCAGAUCUGCGACGAGUUUCCGAGAGCAAAGGCUCAAGAGCAGCAAGCAGGAUAUAUACAGCCUGCACGGCAAGAGAUCGAGCAGAGUCAAGGAAGGACAAAGCAGACAAAUGGGUACCUGGAAUUAAGGCGUAUUUCACUGCACACUUCCAUCCAUUUCAUCCAUAGAGGUAUAUGGUUGAUUAGCCUGCACAAUCAAAAGAAAGUUAGAAAGACAAAAAAAAAAAAAGGAAAAAAGAAAAAAGAAAAAAGGAGAGAAGAGAGAGAGGGAGGACAAGAAGAGAAGCAGGAGAAGAAGAAAGAGAAAAGAGUUAAUGGACUUGCUUCACCAAAACUCAUCUUCUCCUGGCCUCGGCAUUUGCAGCAGCCUUGGCGUCCUCUCCCCCGAUAACAGGAUGCCAUCCAGCUACAACAGCAGCGGUACAAGCUCCGGUCCACUCUCUCCGAAUCUUUCCUCGAUGAAGCAAUGCAGAUCCAGCUCCGAUGUCGAAGUCGACGCCCGGGACGAUGGCGGCCCGCUCAAGCUGGCCCGCAAGGACUCCUUCUCAUACUCGAGGCCUUCAGCAGCGGAACAGCACCAGCAGCACCAGCACUCCCAGCAGCAGCAGCAGCAGCACGUUGGCAAGCUCAACAUGAACUCUGGUGGCGGAGGUGGUGCUCCUGCUGCUGCUGCUGCUGCAAAUAAUAAUAAUGGACCAGCUGGAAGCCACUCGUUUUCAGGAGAUAAUGGUGGCAGCCGUAUCGCCUGCUCUCCCACAAACUCUUGCUUGUCCGAUGGAGUACUCGUCGCAAGUGACGCUGCUGCUGCUGCCAAUCUCAUGGGAGGAGACACCCGGAUGCUGAGGAGCGAUGCAAUGGCCAGCCCCGGCUCCAGUUACAAUCUCGCUGCUGCCAACUCCAACAUGAGGCCUUUCUCGUAUCAAUCGUAUCAGUAUCCUGGAGCUUCCGGCUCGCCGCUCAUGUUGGCUGCUGCAGCUGCCGCUAGAGGAGACCACCUAGGAAUGCAGAGCGCAAUGAGCAUGCGCGGUCCUUUCACUGCGAACCAGUGGGCCGAGCUAGAACACCAGGCGCUGAUUUUCAAGUACAUGAUGGCUGGUGCGAGCGUGCCCCCCGAGCUGCUCAAUCCAAUCAGGCGCAGCGUUGCAUUGAAUAAUCUCGCGUCUUCGCAUCCGUCGCUAAGAAGUGAGUGCCUGCUGCCUUUCUCCCUUCACUUCACUGCUCGACUGCCUCCUCGCCGUUCUCAGCACCUUGCACCACUGGCAACUCUAAAGAUCUCCUUGCUUUCCUGUGCAGUGGGCUGGGGAAACUUUCACCUUGGAAUUCCGAACAAUCCCGACCCGGAGCCUGGUCGGUGCCGACGAACAGACGGCAAGAAGUGGAGGUGCUCCAGGGAAGUCGUCCCGGACCAAAAGUACUGCGAUCGUCAUAUGCACCGGGGCCGUAACAGGUCCAAGAAGAACGCCGAGAACCAGGCAGCAGCAGCAGCCGCGGCGGCGGCGGCGAAUUCCCAGUCGGCGGCAGCUGCUGCCGCAGGUGGAAACACCACCACCCAGUCAGCGACCAACGUCGGCGGUGUCGUCCAAAGCUCGGGCUUGAAUCAGAUCCACAGCAGCUUGCGGCCCCCUCUGGGCAUGAACGGACAGAAUCAUCACCAGCAUCCGUCGGUCGGAGCAGCAGCGGCAGCAGCAGCUUCCCCUUUCAACUCGGGCACCCCCACCAAGUCCAACUUCAGUUCCCUCCCUACGGGCAUUCCCAGCGGGAACAACUCUGGCAGCUCCCUGCAGUUCCCAAUGCAGUCUCUCUCUGGUGCAUCUCCUGGAGGGAACAAAGACUACAGGUACAUGAGUGGAAUGAGUAAGCCAGAGCUGGGAUUGGGACCUGAGCAGCUGCUAUUCUCAGAUUCCCCACUUUCUUCCGUGCAUCACCAAUGGCAGCAAAACUUCCAGAGUAAAUUCCCACGACUAAGCAGCAGCAGCAGCAACAACAGCCCCAGUUCACCUCUGUACCCCCAGCACCAGCACCACCACCACCACCACCACCACCAGCAGGAACUUAGAUCACUGUCAGGCCAGCAGCAUUUUGAAAUGCCUGAAGCAAGCCAGAUUAACCACCUCUCACAACCUUUACUAGGCCCUGGGUACGGGGGAGGACCUACAGCAGCAGCAGCAGCAGCAGGACUGGAGCAUGUUGGGAGGGACUGCGAAGAACAGCCACUCCGCCACUUCUUUGACGACUGGCCCCGUCAGAGGGACCCCUCCACAAUCUCCUGGAAUGACAUAGAAGACGAUCAGAAACAGCACCAACACCAAAACCAACAGCGAGCAGCAACACCACCCACGGCAGUAACAGCACCAGGAGCAGGAGGAACCACAACAAUCCCAAGAACAACAUCCGCAACACAGCUCUCAAUCUCCUUACCAAUGUCAUCGUCGGACUUCCGCGUCGCCACCUCUCCACGAGGAAAGUUAUCGCUCUCCCCGCUCAAGCUCUCCAUGUCCAGGAGCGAGUUCGAGGAAGACCAGCUCGGUGGCGAUCCAACGAGAAUGGGACUCGGUGUUGGCCUCGGCGGUGGAAGCCGGCAGCAGCAGCAGCAGCAGCAGCAAACCUGGAUGCAAUCUUUAGAAGGUGGUCCACUAGCCGAGGUUCUCCAAUCCAGCACACCUCGCGAUCACUGCAAGAGCUCACCUGGACUUAACUUACUUGGCGAUGGCUGGGAGAGCAGCUCCAGGGAGACGUCCCGGAUGCCAUCUCCAACCGCGGUGCUCACCAAGACUCCCUUUGGAUCGUUCUCCGACAGCAGCAGCAAUGCCAGUAGCCCCCGCGCAGUUCAUGCAGAGGCGUUGCUCGGAAACGCUGGUUCCAAGCAACUCACCUCGUGAAAGAAAGAAGAAUGCGCGGAAGGAAUGACCGACCGAGCGAUCGCCCCUCUCCUGCUUGCUAAUCUCUCCUCGAUCUCACUGUUGUUUCUUCUUUUGACAUGUACCAGUACAAGAAAAACCAAAACAUUCAUUAUAA